Molecule: messenger RNA, 1632 nt
Organism: Actinia tenebrosa (Australian red waratah sea anemone)
Lineage: Eukaryota; Metazoa; Cnidaria; Anthozoa; Actiniaria; Actiniidae
Molecular function (GO): calcium ion binding
Source: RefSeq, a predicted model, not a curated record
UCCCAUGAAGGGCCAAACACGCCAUUGAAAUUCAAGACAGCAAAACCUUCAAAAUUUGCACGGGACUCCAUUUUUCUUUUGUCAUUUUCCAGGAUAACAGAWUAUCUAGAUUUCUUUCAAUCUCUUCUAGACUUCGGUUUCCUAUUUUGCCCAAAUAUGAAAUUCCAAGAACGAUGUACACUUGCAGCCUUGCUGUUGGUUUUAUCUGGCUUUUGUGUCAUUGAGGGUGUCACACAUCUGCCUAUGAAAGAAUGCGAAGAAGCUUUUGAGCAAGAAGUCAAAGACAAAGUUCUUCUCAAUCAUGUGUUUCRCUUAGUCGAAGCAUUUAGCCCUGACCUUUGUUUAAUUAUGUGUAACUUCUAUAUAUAUUGUAUUUCCUAUAACUUUGGCCCUUCAGUAGAUAUGCCAGGUUGGACACUGUGUGAGCUCAAUGAUGCCGACAGAUACAUUUUCCCAAAUGAUAUCAAAGACAAGAAAGGCUUUUCAUACAGAGAAAGAAAGAAUCCAUGCUUGAAAAACGGACCUUGCAAAGGAAACAAGACUUGUGCGCGGCUACAGUGUGACCUGAAGCAGUUCACUUGUAUCUGCCCAAAAGGAUAUUUUGGCGAGAACUGUGAAAAGGAUAUUGAUGAAUGUUCUAGUAAUCUGCAUAAUUGCACACUUGAAAAUCCUGGUGUUAAGUGUAAUAAUACCCCUGGGUCUUUCAAGUGCAUUUGUGCAGAAGGAUACGCCGGUGAUGGAAUCAACUGUAAGAGAAUGGUGGCAUGGAUCAAAAUAAACAUAGCUCCUGUUUGCAUCGGUGUAAAUAAUGAUGACUAUGGGGAGGUUAUUGUUCCAUUUGAUAUAAAUGUAAAACAAUUCAAGCUCGUGUAUCUCUCGGGGGGAGUCUCCCAGACCAAUAACCCUGUAACGGCUCGAUACUGGGGAGAUAAUUCUAAGCCGCGGUCUCUUUGUUUCUUAAUUACUGACGAGGAAAAAAGAAAAAUUGCACCUUAUCCUGGCUAUCGCGGAUAUACAGGAUUGACUUUCAAAAUUGACAACAUAAAUGUGUCAAGUUCUGAAUUGAUUUUCCCAACUUCUGAUCUUCCUUUGCCACUAAAGAAGGAUGAAAAACUAAGGGUCUGGUUUACUUACGAUCUGUACAACGUUAGGGAAAGUGGCACUUACGGUAAAACCUGUGCUGAUCUAUAUAUUCGUUUUUAGACGUUAUGUAAUAGCAUUAUUUCCCCCGAAGGGGGAAGGACCAAAAUACUAAAAAUUAAACACGAGUUCGGAUAUUUACAAAACUCGUUAAUUUCUCGCGCUCUGAUAGGCUAAUUUGCAUGUUAGUUUUUUUCUUUGUGUGUGUGUUUUUUUUGUUGUUGUUUUCUUUUUUUUUUGUAGUGAAAAACAAAUUGAGGUCCGCUAAAUUGGCAAUUAUUAUCUUUGAUUAUUAUCGUUCAUUCUAUGCGCAAUUUACAAAACAUUGUAUAUGGGAAAUCGUAGAUUAAUGAACAUGACAAAUCAGCUACUAAGUUUAUGUAAUAUUUAGUUGAAAUAAGUAGCCGUCUGAUCAUUUAAUUCAUGGCUAUAUUACAUUUCUGAUUUCCAAUAACGCAUUUGUAGGCGUGAAAUAAAUUUGUUGUUGUCAUU